AUGUCAGCUGAACAAGCUUCCACAAUAGCAAAGCCUCAAUAUGAAGAAGUGGAACACGAGAAGUUACAUGAUGCUGCUGAACGUGGACAAGCAGCAACAGACGAGCAUGGACAGUCUCUUGUACAGCUAGAUCCGAAAGCCGAAGCCAGGCUCCGUUGGAAGCUCGACCUCUACUUACUUCCAUCAGUUGCCCUACUAUAUCUCUUCUGCUUUAUUGACAGAGCAAAUAUUGGAAAUGCUCGCCUUGCAGGGUUCGAGAAAGAUUUAGGCCUGACUGGCUACGACUACAAUACUGUUUUAUCUAUUUUUUACAUCUCCUACAUUAUCCUCGAGAUACCUAGCAAUAUUCUGUGCAAGUGGAUGGGUCCAGGAUGGUUUAUCCCAGCCUCGUCUCUCGGGUUUGGCCUCUGCUCCAUAUUUACUGCUCUUGUUCACAACAAGGCUCAAGCUUGCGCAGUACGUUUCUUUCUUGGGGCGUUUGAGACUGGUUUACUGCCAGGUAUAGCUUAUUACCUAAGCCGUUGGUAUCGUCGAUCUGAGUUGGCGUUUCGGCUGGCCAUGUAUCUGGUCAUGGCCCCCUUGGCUGGAGCCUUCGGUGGGCUUCUCGCAUCUGCCAUUCUCAAGCUACCCCAUUUUGGUGGCUUUACCACUUGGCGCAUGAUCUUUGCCAUCGAGGGUGUUAUCACGGUUGGACUAUCGAUAAUCUCUUUCUUCACCAUUACUGAUCGCCCAUCAACGGCCCGUUGGUUGACCCAAGACGAAAGAGAUCUUUGCAUUGCUCGGAUCAAGUCCGAACGUGUAGGAACAACAACUCUUCUUGACAAAAUGGACAAAAAGAAGAUGAUUCGGGGAAUUAAAAAUCCAAUGACAAUUUCCACCGCCAUCAUCUUUCUUUUUGUUAACAUCACAGUACAGGGACUUGCUUUCUUCACCCCAACGGUGGUACAGACGAUCUACCCUCACAAUAGUGUCAUCUCUCAACAACUCUAUACGGUACCUCCAUACAUUGUUGGUGCAUUCUUUACUGUCGUGUUUCCUCUGCUCAGUUGGCGAAUAGACCGUCGUCAAAUCAUCAUCGCUGCUAGUGCACCGCUAGGGAUGACCGGAUACACCAUGUUUUUGGCGAGCACCAAUCCGAGGGUCAGAUAUGGCGCAACGUUCUUGAUCACGAGUUCAGUCUUUGCUCUUGGCCCAAUGGUUAACUCACAAGUGAGCGCCAACGUCGUUACUGAUUCGGCAAGAAGCAGCGCAAUUGGGUUUACAGUCAUGCUUGGCAACAUCGGGGGUCUCAUCUCAACAUGGAGCUUCUUGCCUUUUGAUGCACCCAACUUUCAUAUCGGCAAUGGUCUCAAUCUUGCUACCACCACGAUGGUGCUCAUUGUGAGCAGCAUCAUGUUGGUGUGGAUGGUUAGAGACAACCGCAAACGAGAUGGCCGCAAUGUCGAAGAACAGCUGAAUGGUGUGUCUCCAGAGGAAAUUGAAGACCUUGAUUGGAAGCAUCCGGGAUUUCGCUGGAGGCCAUAA
Molecule: messenger RNA, 1524 nt
Organism: Trichoderma aggressivum f. europaeum
Lineage: Eukaryota; Fungi; Ascomycota; Sordariomycetes; Hypocreales; Hypocreaceae
Exons: 4
Coding region: 1-1524 (507 amino acids)
Biological process (GO): transmembrane transport
Cellular component (GO): membrane
Molecular function (GO): transmembrane transporter activity
Source: RefSeq, a predicted model, not a curated record